Messenger RNA from Acomys russatus (golden spiny mouse), 1117 nucleotides. RefSeq names its product transmembrane protein 60 (gene Tmem60). The coding region runs from base 247 to 648 and encodes 133 amino acids. Lineage: Eukaryota; Metazoa; Chordata; Mammalia; Rodentia; Muridae. The record is from RefSeq and is a predicted model, not a curated record. The transcript is spliced from 2 exons.
UGUGGGCGGAGCCCUGAGGUGUGCCGGGCGUCCGCUGCGGCGGUUUGGAGAGGCGGAACUCUAUCUUCUCCUCAAUUAUCAUGUGAGGGGUUAAGAAUUUAAUGGGGGGCAAAGUGUGGAAGAGGACUAGGAUCCAAACUGGCGGAUUUCCCGACCUUCGCUGCCCUCUCGGCUCUCCCGCCAGCCGCGCUACCAGGGUGUAUCUCCCCUAUUCCAUCCCUGAAACAGCCUCUUUCAGCUGUGUAAAUGAGAAUGUCCUUGGCUCAGAGAGUACUCCUCACCUGGCUUUUCACACUCCUCUUCCUGAUCAUGCUGGUGUUGAAGCUGGAUGAGAAGGCGCCCUGGAACUGGUUCCUCAUAUUUAUUCCAGUCUGGAUAUUUGACACUAUCCUCCUCGUCAUGCUGAUUGUGAAAAUGGCUGGGCGGUGUAAGUCUGGCUUUGACCCUCGACAUGGAUCACAUAACAUUAAAAAGAAAGCCUGGUACCUCGUUGCAAUGUUACUGAAGUUAGCCUUCUGCCUCGCACUGUGUGCUAAACUGGAACAGUUUACUAACAUGAAUCUUUCCUAUGUCUUCAUUCCUUUAUGGGCCUUACUGGCUGGCGCUUUAACAGAACUUGGAUAUAAUGUCUUUUUUGUGAGAGACUGACUUCGAGUACAUCGUCUCAUUUCUGUUGCUGUUUAACAAGCUAUACAGUGUUCUGAAUCUUUGCAGAUUUCAGUAACAGAGAACUGAGGGGAAAUACCAAGUGUAGUCUUAAACUACUACACAACAGGAUUGGUGAGGCAUGAACUUAUAGCCAACCCAAAGCUGAAUUUAUUCAAUAUUUGAGUUAUUGAUAUCUCUAUUAUCCCUGUGUAAAUAAAGCUUGUUUGUAACCCAUUUUCCCACAUGCCUCCUACCUUGAUGUAAAUAGAAAGCCUUUAGUUACAUAACUGUGUUAAGUUUACUGGACUGUGGCUCUGUAAUAACAAGUAAAUAUGCUUACAAAUUACGAAGGAAAAAACUUGUAUGGAAAUAUUUUAGGGAUCCCACCUCAGUUUCAACUCAAGAGUCUUCAUUUGGCAUUUUUAUUUAGGAUAGACUUAGAGCUCUUUCUACUGCUUAGGAUGAAUGA